Messenger RNA from Odontomachus brunneus, 796 nucleotides. It is a transcript of the gene RpL13A, whose product is annotated as 60S ribosomal protein L13a. The record is from RefSeq and is a predicted model, not a curated record. Gene Ontology annotation, cellular component: ribosome; cytosolic large ribosomal subunit. The transcript has 6 exons. Gene Ontology annotation, biological process: translation; negative regulation of translation. NCBI's taxonomy places the organism in Eukaryota, Metazoa, Arthropoda, Insecta, Hymenoptera, Formicidae. Gene Ontology annotation, molecular function: mRNA binding; structural constituent of ribosome. The coding region runs from base 143 to 757 and encodes 204 amino acids.
GUCGGACAUCGGGCGUGGUGUGAAUCUUCCAAUAGUAGUCGGUUAAUAAUUUCAAAUGUUGGUGAUCCUGCGAGCUACUGAACUACAUCUUCCGGUGAGAGCUCGCGUGUUCAUUUGGAUCCUUUUCCGGUAGGAUAGCAAGAUGACGGGCUUUAGUGAAAAGCCGAUAUUAAUAGAUGGCCGCGGUCAUUUACUUGGACGCUUGGCAGCAAUUAUUGCCAAAACCAUCUUAGAAGGCAACAAAGUUAUUGUUGUACGAAGUGAACAGUUAAAUAUUUCUGGCAACUUUUUCAGAAACAAGUUGAAAUUUAUGUCCUUCCUCCGAAAAAGAUGUAACGUAAAUCCUGCUCGUGGGCCAUUCCAUUUCCGAGCUCCCAGUAAAAUUCUCUGGAAAACAGUUCGUGGAAUGAUCCCGCACAAGACCCAGAGGGGAAAAGAUGCCCUCAGAAGAUUAAAGGUUUACGAAGGAUGCCCACCACCAUAUGACCGAAGAAAGCGCGUCGUUGUGCCUGGUGCCAUGAGAGUGAUGUGUCUCAAACCAGGCAGAAAGUACUGUCAUGUGGGUAGAUUAUCCCAUGAAGUUGGCUGGAAGUACAAAGCUGUUGUGCGUACUUUAGAAAAUAAGAGACGUGUCAGGUCCAUUUUGGAAGUUCAAAAACGUAAUAAACUUAAGAAACUUACCAAACAGGCCGGUGAAGCAGUCGCCAAAGUGACGGCACCAUAUACAGCUAUUAUUAAUAGCUUUGGGUAUAACUAAUAUAUGUUAUAGAAACAAUAAAGUUUCUUAAACAUUUUA